AUGAACGAUUCACAACUCAACAGCAUACACGAUCGCGCCGAGCCCAGCUACGGCGUCUCCUGGGAAAACUCUGGCGAUAUGUCAUGGAUAACAUUCAGCUCACCUAAGUCUUCGACAGGUGCCCUAUGGCCGGCCCCAGGCGAGACCUUCGCCAUGGACCUCUGUCCCACGCUACACAGCUCGCACCUUCAGCUGUACGACAGCAUGAUGCUGGUUGAUAACAUUGCUCCCAUGCCUACGUCCACAUUUGACGUGGACAUCGGUGCUUCGCAUAUGCAACCCUGGCUCCCGUCGCCGCGCAGCAGUGGAGGAACUUUCUCCGACAUACACUCAGAUUCGUCACGGGCAAGUCCAGAAGAGCUGGGUCCUGAGUCGGCAUCACCACUCUGUAUCCCGAGACGGCAUAGUCCCCAACAAUCGCAAGAACACGAACGCGGCAUACAGUACGGCGGUUCUGGAGGAAGCCGCAGCGAAGCCUGUGUCAGCAACGAAUACUUGCCUGAAUUUGCAGAGGUGCCAGAGCCAGCAACCACAAGGGCUGCCAGCCCCGCCUCUGAUGGCAGCGACAUGACGGAGAAGAAGAAGAAGAAGAAGACGAAAAGGAAGACGCUCCGGGAGAAGAACAGGGCGGCGGCGACGAAGUACCGCAACAAGACCAGGCACGACAUGAUGGAGCUGCAGGAAAGCGAGCGAGAGCUGGCCCAGAAGAACAAGGUGCUGAGGACCUACAUUGAGUGCCUACGCAACGAGAUUCUGUCGUUGAAGACAGAGGUCCUACGGCAUGGCUCCUGCGAAAGCCAGAUGAUCCAAGAAUACAUAAUGGAGACGGCCAUGCAGCUAUGA
This is a messenger RNA of Microdochium trichocladiopsis, 843 nucleotides long. RefSeq lists its product as uncharacterized. Gene Ontology annotation, biological process: regulation of transcription by RNA polymerase II. The record is from RefSeq and is a predicted model, not a curated record. Bases 1 to 843 code for a protein of 280 amino acids. Gene Ontology annotation, molecular function: DNA-binding transcription factor activity, RNA polymerase II-specific; RNA polymerase II cis-regulatory region sequence-specific DNA binding. Lineage: Eukaryota; Fungi; Ascomycota; Sordariomycetes; Xylariales; Microdochiaceae. The transcript has a single exon. Gene Ontology annotation, cellular component: nucleus.